Messenger RNA from Calidris pugnax (ruff), 3317 nucleotides. RefSeq names its product coiled-coil domain containing 40 (gene CCDC40). The coding region runs from base 130 to 3219 and encodes 1029 amino acids. Gene Ontology annotation, cellular component: cilium; cytoplasm. NCBI's taxonomy places the organism in Eukaryota, Metazoa, Chordata, Aves, Charadriiformes, Scolopacidae. The record is from RefSeq and is a predicted model, not a curated record. The transcript is spliced from 20 exons. Gene Ontology annotation, biological process: epithelial cilium movement involved in determination of left/right asymmetry; axoneme assembly; heart looping.
GCCCGAGUCCCCCCCCUCCGCCGGCUGAGGUGGUGCGGUCCGCAGCGCUCACGUGACCGGGCGUUAACGCUUCGCCUGGCAACGGAAAGAUGUUGGCGGCGGCGGCAGCGGAAGACACAGCCCAGCCCCAUGGAGGAGGCCCCCAGUGACGCAGCAGAGGGAUCUGGGAUGGAACCCGGCUCCGCCGAGCGGGAUGUUAUCAGAAUUCCCUCGCAUCUUGCAAUGGAGGCGAUAGAGGCAGAGUCCGGGCACGGCGAUGAAGAGAAAGAGUCUGUUUCUCUGGAGGACCAAGCAGAGACGUUUGCCCCGGCAGACAGAGGAGUGGAUGGAGCUACAGAGCUGUUGGAAAAAUCUCCUGAGGCUUCCUCGGGCAAAGUGGAGUUAGACAGUUCUCGCCCUGAAUUGGGUGACAUGGAGCAGCCGAUGACAGAGAGAGGAAGCCCUUCUCCACUGCAGGCACCUGCGUUGCCAGGGGAGUGGAACAGCAGCACACAGUCAGAGUCUGCCUUUGAGCAAUUCGGACAGCUUACUAGUGAGCAUGGUGACCAAAAAUGGGAAAAGGAACACCAGCAGCGUGGAGCUGAGGAACACAAAAUAAGCGGAAGAAGUGAGGAAACCACAGAAAAAAGAGACCCGGUAGUCUUGGAUCCAGAACAUCCUCUGAUGAGAAGAUUCCAGGCUGCCCUGAAGAAUCACCUCAUCAAGCAGAUUGAAAAAGAGAACCUAGAGCUUCAGGAACUGAGGACAGCAACAAAGAGGAAAAAAGUGGAGAGAGAAGAGCUCGGGGUGGUUCUUAACGGAGCGCAGCAGGAGCUGGCCCGUCUGCAGAUGGAGCUGGAGAAGAGCCAUGAUCGCUUCUCUCAGGUGGCCACGGCACGUCAGCAGCUGGAAGAGGAACUGGAGGGCCUCAGGCUUACUCACAAGAACAUGUCUCAGACCAGAGAUGAAGAACGCAAGAAAGUUUCUGCAAUGCAGACCCAGGUUGAAAAGCUGGCCUUGCAGCUCUCCUACAUGCAGAGCAUGGCCGAAGACAUGCAUCAUAAUAUUAUACUGAAGAAACAGUCAAUAAAGAGGGCUGAGGCAGAGAAGGUCCAGGCUGAAGUGGAAAAGAGGAAACAGGAUCUCCUAGUGGAGCGCUUAACAAGACAGACCUUCGAACUACAAGAACAGAUUGCUCUGUAUGAAGCUCAGCUUGUGGCGCAGGCAGAGGACACGAAAGUGACUCGACAAGCAGUAAAUGAGGCUUGCAUGGAGGUGCAGGCUAUUAACGUGGAGAAAAAGCGGUUGAUGAAGCACUGGAAGAGCAGCCUGGCUGGGAUGAAGCAGAGAGAUGAGGCCUAUGUUGCCAUGCAAGACUUGCUGAGCAAGUACAGACAUGACCUCAAGUCCCUGGAAAUGGAAAUCCAUGGCUGUACAAAGUCGAUCAGGAAGGAGGAGGAGAAGAAUGAGUUGCUCGUCACCAUCCUGAGCCGCUUGGAGGGCAAAGCCAACACGACAAAGAAACUGAUUGCCCAGUGCCUUUCGAAGCAGGAGGCCUUGAAGGUUGAGUCUGGCACCUACACCCGCAUUCUCCAGGAGACAGAGCAGGCCCUCAACAGGACCAAGAUGGAUCAAGGUGCUUGUCUGAGCAAGUUGCACUCCAUCUGUAAGGAUAUAGAGAAAGGAACCAAAGCCAAGGAGCAGAUGGAGAAUGAAAUCAUGGCAAAGGUUCAGGACCAGAUGAUGUCCAGCAAAGCCACAAAGCGCUUCUCACAGCUGGCAGCAAAACUUCAUAAGAGAAAAACAGAUCUGGAGCUGCAAUGUUCCAAGGUUGAGAAUGAUAUCGCCCAGGUUAUUCAGAACACAACUCAUACCAACUGCAGGCUGACAGUUCUCCAAAAAACACUUGGUGAGGUGGACAAGGAAACUAAUAAUGUCCAUGAUCUGAUCAGACGCAGAGAAAGUGAGAUUGCAAAGCGCAAUCUCCUGAUUGCGAAAAAGCAAGAGGUCAUGAGCCAGUACAACAAGAAGCUGGAGAAGAUUCUUUCGCAGCUGGGGGGGCAAGAAUUGGGACCAUUGGAAAUUGAGAUCAACAAGCUGACCAAGCAGAUAGAAGAAUGUAAUUCUGAGGUGAUGACAUUACAGAAGUACUGGCUCAAUCAGCAGAAAGAGCUGGUCAAGUUAACGCAGGAACGGGAGGAACAGCUGGCCAAUUUGGAUAUGUUAAAGAAACAGAUCACAGCAAUGCAGCAGAAGAAAGUGCGCACUGAAAAUGAAAUUCAGCAGGAAACAAAAGAACGGAAAGACAUCGAACGUCACAUUAGGAACAUGUCAAACGACAUUAACAAGUUGAAUGUGUUGAUCAACAAGAAAAACAGCAGCUUCGAGGAGCUGCAACACAGCAACAUUAUCACAGAGAACGAGUUUGUGCGCUCUCUCAAGGCAGCAGAAAAAGAAUCAGUUGAGAUGCAGGAGAGGCUCAGUCAGUUGACUGAGGAGAAGGAGAGACUCCUAAAAAGCCUGGUGGAAGCAGAGCACGUGAUCGCGCUGUGGGAGAGGAAGAUCCAGCUGGCGAAGGAGAUGCGGGCAGCGUCUUUGUCGAUACAAAGUGAAAACCAGGCCAAGAAAAAAGAGAUUCAUAGGAAGCGGCUCCACUAUGACCAGCUGAUGAAGCAGCAGCAGAAGCUGAUUCGCGAUAUGGAGGCAUUUGUUUGUCAGAGAGAGAUGAUAGCUCUUCGUGGAGAGCGUCAGAAAGCAGUUAAGAAACGUGACACCAAGAGAGAGUUCCACCGCAAGAAAGAGGAGCUGAGAAAGAAGAUCAGCGAAACCCAGAAGAACGUCCAAGACUGCACCAAAACCAUCCUGGAGCUGGAGAGCACCCAAGCAUCCCUUAGUGCCUCCCUCUCGGAGAAGCAGCAGGAGCUGUGCAGGCUCCAAGCUGAGGGCCACAGCCUCCACUUGGAUGCAGAAUCCCUUCGGAACAAGAAACGAUGGAACCUGCUGGAGAUCGUGGCCUACCAGACACGCCUGAAGCACCUGCAGGCACUGAAGGAAGGGAAGUACACUCCGCGCUACCGCACCGAGCAGGCCCGAGGCAACGCGAGGCAGAAGCUGCUGCACCGGCUCCGCACCAUCCACACCAUCAUCCACCACAUCCAGCAGGAGUAUCCUCAGCACCAACGGCCUCUCCAGUGGCUCAAGCAGUGCCUGGAAUCCAGGCUGGGCUCACAGGAAGGCUGAGGAGACAUGGACACGGGACACAGACAUUCUUCUGUUCUUCUCUUGGAAGCUGUAGGCUUUGUAAGUGAAUAAGUAUCAAAAUAAACAUGUGUGUUAAA